AUGCAUUUUUUAAGGAUCUUUUCGACUACUUAUAUCUUCAGGACCUCCAUAGGGAUGCCUUACAAUUAUCAAUAUGAUAUGGCUACGAGUAAAGGGAAAGUUAUUUUUAAAUUGUUGUUCCGAUGGAGAGGAUCCGUGUGGAGGGCCGUCUACAUAGAAUACCUUAUUUGGCUCACUGCUUACGCGAUUGUUUCAUGUAUCUAUCGCUUUGCACUCAACGAGGAACAACAGGGGAAAUUCGAGAAUUUUGCCGCUUUCUGCGAUAAACGACUUAGCUACAUCCCGAUGAACUUCAUGCUCGGGUUUUUCGUGACAAUCGUCGUGAAUCGUUGGGUAACACAAUUCGCCAAUCUUGGAAUGAUUGACAAUAUCGCUCUGUUCACCUCAGAACUCGUCAAAGGCAGCGACGAUCGUGGCAAAAAUAUCCGACGGAACAUCGUGCGAUACUGUGUCGCUUCACAAUGUCUCGUUUUUCGAGAUAUCCAUAUCGGNGUCAGAAAACGCUUCCCCACACUGGAAACGAUGGUUGCUGCGGGUUUUCUCCAACAGCAUGAACUUGAUAAAUUCUUGGCGUGCAAAAGCCGUUAUGCAAAAUAUUGGAUGCCACUUAACUGGGCUCUUCAUUUACUGAAUACGGCCCUCGAUGAAAAACGAAUAGAUGGGGAUAUUGCAAGGAAUGCAAUUGCCCAGGAAAUCCGGAAUUUCCGUACAGGGCUGUCUCUGAUCUGGACCUACGACUGGGUGCCACUACCGGUUAUGUAUCCACAACUGAUCUUCCUCUCAGUGCAUGCCUACUUCAUCGUCACCGUAUUCUGCAGACAGUUCAUCAUCACUCCUACUGCUGCCAAUUACACUGUUGUCGACCUCUACUUCCCAAUUAUGUCCUCUCUUGAGUUCAUUUGCUAUAUGGGUUGGAUGAAAGUCGCUAUGGAACUGCUGAAUCCAUUCGGUGAAGACGACGACGACUUCGACUGUAACUUCCUUCUGGAUAGAAACCUCACUAUUUCUUUGACAGCUGUCGAUGAAGCGUACGACGAUGUCCCAGAACUCAAGCCGGAUAUGUUCUGGAAUGAUACUGUGUCGCCAUUGUAUUCAAAGGAAAUGGCCAGCAAACAUGUCAAUUUCUAUGUGGGAAGUGCGAAUAGAGCUGACUUACUGAAAAAAAAGUUGCGUUACAGGCUUGGCAAUGACGUAACAGAGAUCACGAUGAUCCCCCACCCACAGAAUGAAAGGUUCGACCACUACAUCCAAAAACCGACACGACGACGACGUGGUAGCGUUGUUUCUGUCAGCAGGAAUGUGAGGCGCAAGUGA
Messenger RNA from Haemonchus placei, 1314 nucleotides. The record is from the annotation of a GenBank genome assembly. NCBI's taxonomy places the organism in Eukaryota, Metazoa, Nematoda, Chromadorea, Rhabditida, Trichostrongylidae.